Aspergillus steynii IBT 23096 is the source of this 968-nucleotide messenger RNA. Its product is annotated as putative integral membrane protein. The transcript has 7 exons. NCBI's taxonomy places the organism in Eukaryota, Fungi, Ascomycota, Eurotiomycetes, Eurotiales, Aspergillaceae. Gene Ontology annotation, cellular component: endomembrane system; membrane. The record is from RefSeq and is a predicted model, not a curated record. Bases 1 to 696 code for a protein of 231 amino acids.
AUGGCUGUCCCUCACUCCCUCGUCAGGAGGCAUCCCCUGCAGCGAGUCCCCAGUCCUUCGAGAGGCUUGUCGGCCUUGGUCCAUCUCGUUGGUCUAAGCAGUUUUAUCUGGUCCUUCAAAUUUAUGCAUGACAAUCCUAAUCGCGCCAAUGAAGCGUACGGGUGGCACUUCCAGUACCUGACGGUUAUUGGAUUGGCCCUGUCGACUCUUACCUUCGCCGUUGGUUUGAUGGCGGAUGUGACGUUGUCAGCUCGGCUGUUCCUGGUCAAGAACCUUUUUUCCAUGUGCAGCGCUCCCAUGGAAGUUCUCAUCAGCAUUCUGUAUUGGAGUCUUCGCCUCAUCGAUGAACGUCUGGUGAUUCCUACCUGGGCCGUCAUUCCUUUACAUGCUGACGUGAGCUUUCACGCGGUUCCUUCCAUCGUUCUCUUGAUCGACCUCUUACUACUGUCCCCCCCAUGGACCAUCACCAUCGUACCAGCCUUGGGCUUGUCCAGCACGAUUGCCUUUGGUUACUGGAUUUGGAUUGAACAUUGCUUUGCUCAUAAUGGAUGGUAUCCGUAUCCCAUCUUCGAGCAAGUGCCAUUUGAGGGUCGCGUGGGACUCUUUGUGUUAAGUGCCGCGGUGAUGGCUCUCAGUACCGCAACGCUCAAGUGGCUCUAUGGCCGCGUGAACUGCUUAAAGGCAUCCGGGCCAUGAAAAGGGCCGUUGAUUUAUAGACAGGUCUAUCCCGUACUUACCCCUCUAUUUUCGAUAGAUAUCAUAUAGAUGCCCUGCUCAAUUCAGGCGCUACAGACUUGGCCACCAUAUUGUGAAUUUUCCUAGAUAUUGACUCCCUUGGGAGUGCGCCGGUAGGAGGUUGGAAGCAGCCGGGAGGAGAGAAAUCCAUAGCCCGGCAAGCGAGGAUAGACCAUUAUAGACUAUUUUUCUCACAUUUCCCAGGGCAAAGGAGGAGAACGGAAUGCCUACGG